CGGCCGCCAUCUUCCCGCCUCAGCCGAAGCGAUCCGCACCAUUCGGUGAGCGCGAGCCCAGCAGCAGCUGCAGCAGCGCCGACCGCCAGCCUCGAACAGCAUCCCCACCUCCCCGAGAUGUCGGCUUCUGCCCCAGCUGCUGCCCCUCCUGCUGGAGGAGAGGGGGUCGGACCUCCUCCCCCACCCCCCAACCUCACCAGUAACAGAAGGCUCCAGCAAACACAGGCUCAAGUCGAUGAGGUAGUGGAUAUCAUGCGAGUGAACGUGGACAAAGUGCUGGAGAGGGACCAGAAACUCUCGGAGCUGGACGACCGCGCCGACGCCCUGCAGGCCGGCGCGUCCCAGUUUGAAACCAGUGCAGCCAAGCUCAAACGCAAGUACUGGUGGAAGAAUCUAAAGAUGAUGAUAAUUCUGGGGGUGAUAUGCGCCAUUGUCUUGAUCGUUAUCAUUGUUUACUUCAGCACCUAGUAGAAUUUACGGAGCCAUUUCCCAUCCAGGAGCAGCGGCCGGGAGAGGUGUGAGGGGGCGAAGUGUUCCCCCUCCCUCCUCUAAUUCUCAGCCAUAUCUUCCAGCCCCGCCUCCCCCCUCCAUACACCCCUUAUCCCCUCUCCCCCCAAUUCCCCCCCUGUGUGUGUGUGUGUGUGUGUGUGUGCAUUGCGUGUGGGUGUCUUGUAAAUAGCCUGAUUUGUUAUUUAUACAUAUAUAUAUAUAUAUAAUAUAAUAUUAUAUUUUGUCUGUUUGUAGAUUUAUUACUAGACUUUCCAUGUGUCAUGGAAUCUCCCUUAUUCCUGCCAACCCCUAAAUUUCUCUCUCUGACAGUGUUUUUUCAAUGUCUUGAUUUUUAACUAAACCUUUGAGGACCAAUAAUUCCCCACGAUCGCCUUUCCUCUUCUCCCACUUAGGUUGGCUCUUAACCACCCCUAACCCUUUCCAAAUUGUCCUCUGGAUACUAAUGGUCAACAGUGCCCUGUCUUGGAUUGUAGAUCCCUAUUUUUCUUCUUUGCCAUAACUCCGAAAUGUCAGGACACUUCAUAGGAAGUGGGGUGUGUUGAGCACGCACCUUCCUGGAAUCGGGGCAAAAUCCUUGCUGCCCGUAACUGACGUGACUUCUGACUAGACUAUGGUGAUGGGUGUUAUGAAUUCCUUUGCCCACUCUACCUUUUAUCACUGCCCCUUCCUCCUGCGGGGGGAAGAAUCUAUACCCUUUGUGAUCUUCUGUAACAUUCCUGGAGUUGUGCUGUGUUGCUGUGUCUUGAAAGUAAUCAACACUACACCUUAUAACCCCUCAGAUUUGGGAGGGGGCAGCGCUGUAUGAAAACCCUGCAACAGCCCACUCCUUGCAGCUGACGUCCUGCCAUAAAUAUCCUGUGUGGAAACUGCCUCUUGAUUUUUUAAAAUAAAUAAAUAAAUGACAAGGUAAUAAUAUCUACAUUCCACACCUCUUCCAUAAAGGAGGCAAGGUUAUUUAAGGUUGGGAGGAGUUCCCUACACUUUCCAGAAUAACUCCCAGUACCUUCUCUUCUUGCAAUCACUGCCUAUUUGUCAGGAAUUGGGGUGUGUGUGAAUGUGUGUCCGGCGUGACAGCAAAAAAAAGGGGGAAUUGAGGCUUCAGUUCCUUUCAGAAGUGACAGGGUGGUUAUGUUGCAAUUAUGGUUAACUUUAACAGAUUUGAUGUCAAGUAAUAUAGGAACUGGGUGAGGGAGGGAUUUAAAAUUGUGUGCUGAGGUGAGAAUUGCUGUUCAAUCCACAGGGCAAGGAAAGGUCUCCUGCUCUGGUCCUGGGAAUUAAAUUUAGGUAGGCACAUUGUAUCUUUGUGUCGUUGCCAUAUAGUGAAAUAAUGAUGUUUGUGUGCCGUCUCCAACUUCUGAAUGGAACUGCUGACAAGGGGAAAGGAUGUUUGUGUCUGUGUGGAUGGGGAGACAGGGUAGAGGGGGAGACCAGUAUGGAUACUGGCUGUUUGGGGGAGGGGGUGGAUGGACCCUUUUCUCUGCCCCCACGUCUCCAUCCUUGUCCCAGAUCAACAAGUUCAGCUUUGCAAACUUUGUAAUUGUGAUAUUGUGGUGAGUGACUCCUCUCCGGAUCCCUGUUUAGCACAAACUGCCAUCUUUCUUGGCCUGUUUAUAAUGUCCGUGUGACUUUUUUAUUAUUUUUUUGGUACAUCUUCUCCCCACCCCACCCCACCCCAUCUCUCCUCCCCCUCCCCCCACAACUUUCUCCCAAGGAGGGGAAAAGAUUCUCCCUAUCAACUCUCUGUGUACCGAUCGCUCUCGGAGGCCAAGGAAUUUCUAGAGGAACAAGAAGCAGCGUGACUUUUUGUUGGCAUCUAUGGCAAAGACGGUUGGGCGCCCUUGCCAGUUUAGAGGGAAAACUUGGCACAGGGGGUCUCACUGGCAGUGUUGGGGGACAAUAUUUGUUGUCUGUGUCUGGGGGUGGACAGGGCUGGAGUGGGGAGGAAGCCGGAAGCCCGUCGAAGUCCUGGCUCCCGAUACGGAGGGACAAGGGAGCCAGGAGAUUUGAUGAUGGAGGCUCUCCCAACCCCCGGCCAAGAAUGUUGUGGAUGCACUCUUUGGUGGGUACUUUUGAUUGUGAACUGCUGGGGAAAAGGUUCAAGGUGGAGAUGCUGUUGAUUCUAGUGUGCACGGGGGAAGCUUGAGUAGCUUCUUGAGUGACAGGUAGCUAUGGAGGUAUUUGACACAUCGUCUUCCAUACCUAGUGGAGCAGGGUGUGUGUCUUGGGGUGGGGCAGAGAAGGGGCUGCAUUUCUCUAGCUGGACUGCAGAUGUCACUGCUGCUCUCCAGCUGUUGGACACAGUUCCUCUAGUUCACUGAAAGAGGGAAAUUAAGAUUUUUAAAAAGGGUAGAGUUUACACCAGAAGGAUAGGCCUGUGUGCCCUGAAAGCAGGUCUGAUAGAUUAGGGGGUGAGGAAGGCUCUUCUGCUUUGCAUCUCCUGUCUCCUUUUCCUUCUCCCUCUUCCUCAGCAGGCCUGGGUUAUGCAGGAAGGGGUGGAACCCAGUAGGGACAGAAUUCAGAGUGAUUAUGCUGUGAAAAAAAUAAUACUGAAAUUUGGAAGAGGAAAAAAAAAGAAGAAGUUCAAUAAAUGUCCUGUGGAGAAAGCCCAA
This is a messenger RNA of Elgaria multicarinata webbii, 3119 nucleotides long. RefSeq names its product vesicle associated membrane protein 2 (gene VAMP2). Gene Ontology annotation, biological process: vesicle fusion; vesicle-mediated transport; SNARE complex assembly. The transcript has 5 exons. Gene Ontology annotation, cellular component: plasma membrane; SNARE complex. Gene Ontology annotation, molecular function: syntaxin-1 binding; SNAP receptor activity. NCBI's taxonomy places the organism in Eukaryota, Metazoa, Chordata, Lepidosauria, Squamata, Anguidae. The record is from RefSeq and is a predicted model, not a curated record. The coding region runs from base 118 to 468 and encodes 116 amino acids.